This is a messenger RNA of Sphaeroforma arctica JP610, 528 nucleotides long. RefSeq lists its product as hypothetical. The coding region runs from base 1 to 528 and encodes 175 amino acids. Lineage: Eukaryota; Ichthyosporea; Ichthyophonida. The transcript is spliced from 2 exons. The record is from RefSeq and is a predicted model, not a curated record.
AUGUCCAAUCCCCUCCAAAGUCGUAGACAGCAACACCUGAACCCUGAACGUCGCAAAGAAGACGAUAUUGACCAAUGUGGGACUAAGCGUCGUCAAUCUAACCCGGACCGCUCUGAUCCACACCCAGGACAGGCUCUGGAGGGGCAACAACAGGCACGUCUAGAGCUUCUCCACCCUGUUUCCGUUAACGACAAGCAGUCACCAACGGCACACAGAGAGGAACCUGUCCAUUCAGGAGACGACGUCGUCUUCGAGGGUGAGACCAAGGGAGUUCCCGACCUGCGUGCGGACCGGAGUCAGACCACUACUGGUGAAUAUGUAGCCAGUAAUGGUCUGUCCUCCCGUUCGUCGUCGGGUACUUCAGGGGCCUUAUCCUCCAGUAAUGACCAACCACGUCUUCCACCUAACAAAUGUAGACGCUACCGUCGUCGCACCAACAACAAGGACACGGUAAGGGGCCAAUCGUCCGCUCAGAAACUUACUGAGUUAAUGGCGCAACAGCAAUGUGGGGAGUACGUUGAGAUAUAG